Messenger RNA from Daphnia magna, 2465 nucleotides. RefSeq names its product G-protein coupled receptor Mth2. The record is from RefSeq and is a predicted model, not a curated record. Lineage: Eukaryota; Metazoa; Arthropoda; Branchiopoda; Diplostraca; Daphniidae. The transcript is spliced from 9 exons. Gene Ontology annotation, molecular function: G protein-coupled receptor activity. Bases 566 to 2371 code for a protein of 601 amino acids. Gene Ontology annotation, biological process: G protein-coupled receptor signaling pathway; cell surface receptor signaling pathway. Gene Ontology annotation, cellular component: membrane.
UAAACUUGAGGGAGUCCCUAAUUUCCAUUCUCUUCUCUGAAUUCCACUGUUUGCUAAAGCAUUAAAAAAGAUUAUUUGUUAUUUGAAGUAACGUUGAUGCCAUCUACAUAAUUUGGACGUCGUUGUUCUAAUAGCGUAAUAAAAAAUGAAAAAGGUCAAAGAAAAGUUGGAAUAAAAUCCUCCAUUCUUUACAUGCCACACAUUGGAAGCCACGGUCACAAGAUAUCCCAAUUUAUCGGCAUAGAAAUUUUUUGACCUUUUUGGGGAUUGUGGCUUGUAAUGGCGUAGAGGAUAACGAAACUGAAUUGUGGGUCACAUCCGGACGUGUGGAAACAAAACGGUGAUGCAGUACUCUUCGCGUCACCCAGUUUUAGAGAGAUUGAUCAGUGUAUCACGUCAAGCCUCCCAAGUUGUAUGCGGGAGUUUGGCAGCAGUUUCCCAAGACUAACACACACGCGAAUGGUACGUCAGACUUUACGUAUGACUAAAGCUAAAGAUAUUACACAUUUCGUUGAUUUUCGGCGGUACAAACGGAUUGUGUUCAAAUCCAGGGAAGAUUAAAAAAAUGUGCCAUUCUGUGUCCCACACAUUUUUCCUCGUCUUGAUAACAUUAUGGAUGUUUGUGUCCGGCACAGUAGCGGCCAUCCAUUCUAAAACACCGCUGACGAAAUGUUGUUUCAAUCAUCAAGCUUACAUGGCCGAAUUGGACGUCUGUCGUGACUGGAAAGGAACUGUAACCCAUUCAAAAUUAUCCGAAGCCCCACCCGUUUACUCCGUAGGAAGAAGUUAUGAACCGGCUCCUGUUCACGUUGGAACUGACAGCUUUCAAAUGACUCAUCAGUUGAAACGUUGCCCUGUUGGAUACGUCGGAAUGAGUAGCCCAGAUUUCAAAUUCUAUGAGGACGGUUCCAUUUUUAGUCUGGCGGAACACUUGACUUACCUAGCCAGCGAAUUUUGCAUACAAGAAACGUUUCCUUCCGGGCGGCUGGUGGCUCGCUAUUGCGUCAAAGAUCCAUGCAAUCGCACAGACGUUUGCAUACGAAAAUGCUGCCCAAAUUACACCGCAUUCGAUAUUUCUUCGACGCGUUGCAUUAACCAUUCGAGCAAUUUUAACGUGACCCUGUACAAUAGCACAGGAUAUCCUCUCCACAUCAAAACUGAAAAUCUUUUCAUUCGAGAUGGAGUAGCUCCGCAAUGCCGGGAUGGUUACAAGCACAAACUGCUGGAUACAAGUGAUUAUAUAAUACAACCCAAUGGUUUACUGGACUUUUUUUCAACUUAUCGUUGCUCCGGAGCCCCCAAAAACGAUGGCCUCAUCACUGACGAAUAUUGUAUAGAUCAUUUCGUGGAUGUCGAUGGAACAUCUGGUGAACACGCCCUGGUCUGCGUUAAAGAUGAAACAAAUUCGGCAUAUCCAAUCUUCUUGUUCAUCUCGUCAUUCUUUUUGGUCGCCACAUUUGCUGUCUACGCCCUAAUACCUGAAAUUCGAAAUAUCCACGGUGUGGUCAUCAUGUGCUAUGUUGUAUCUCGGGCUGGUGCCUACCUGAUUUUCGGCACUCUACAACUAGUAGGCACAACUAGAUCGACAAUUGCUUGUAGAGCAAUGGCCAUUCUCAUUCACUUCUCUUACAUUUCUACCUACACCUGGCUGAAUGUCGUUUGUUUCGACAUCUGGUGGACUCUAAGAUCCAUGCAACCGUGCAGUUCCGUCAACCAGGCGAUUCGUCAAAAUCAGCUGGGCAAACCCUUUGUUGCUUAUUCGCUCUAUUCGUGGGGACUGGCUGCAAUCAUCGUCAUAAUUGGACAGGUCCUGGAUUAUUACAAAAUUUCGGCAUCAGAAUCGAUCAUCAGACCAGAAUUUGGCGAGGACGCUUGCUGGUUUUCGAGUUAUGGAGCCAUGUUCGCUUACGUGUACGGUCCGGUUUGCAUCUUGAUACUUGUCGACAUCAUCUUUUUCGUUUUGACAAGCGUCCUCCUUCGUCGAGCUGGAAUCGGCGCAGGCAAUCGCCACGCCCGCGAGAAAUACCGUUUGCGUGUCAUUUUCGGUCUGUUUGUUCUGAAAAUCGUCUCUUGGCUGGCCGAGUUUAUCGCUUACACAAUCGGCUGUCUAAACGAGGCAGCGUACGCCAUCGACGUCAUCGAAACGCUAUCCAGCGUCUUGACUUUUGCCAUUUUCGUCUGUAAACCAAACGUUUGGCGUUUGUUUAAACAGAAAUGUCCAUGCCUGGAACGAUUGGAACGCAUUCUACCCCAGAGCGCAAACGCAAACAAUCGGUGCAGUACCGUGCCGACCCUUUCGACUAACGUCAGUUCCAGGGACCUCCUCCACACCGAUUUAAUUAAAAGCAUAUCAUCACGAUCGCGUAAAUAGAAUGAAGAACCUUUUUCAAUUUGUCCGACAUCCAUAAGGUAAAAAAAAAGAAAGUGUCAAACUUGAAAAAAUAUAAUCGAUCUGAAAAACCCCA